UUCACUCAUCCCUCUCUUUUCAUACAGAACCCCCAAAUUAGCAGAAUAAACCACCACCUCCAUUGCCACCGUAGCUAGAAAACCAAAAUCCUAGUGGAAAAUAAAUGGCUGCAGCUGCAGGAGCAACCCUAGGAUCAUGCUUCUCUGCAACAACUACUACUGCUGUUACAUGUCGUGUGGGUUCAUCAAUAAAACAAUAUGCUCCAACCUCGGAUUUUGUUCUUCCUAGAAUUGCCUGCAUUGGUAAUGUGAGAACGCCGUCAGUGUUAUUACCGUCAGGAACAUCAUCUUCGUUAAUGCCUCACUCUCACUUGCUUCACGAAUCAUUUUGCAACAUCAGUAUGAAUUCUCCAUCUCAAAGAUUGGGCAGCACUUUUAAGAUAUCUGCCACCAUUGAGCAAGACGAAGUUUCAGAAGUUACUGAAACAUUGUCAUUAGCAGAUGAGACAGAAGAGAUUAAGGAUGGAAAAACAAAUGAGGAUAUUCAAGAAGAUGGAGCAGUUGAAGUGGCCGUUUCUAAUGGGGAUCAAGUGCCAGGAGAAGAAGAAACAAGUAGUAAUAGUGAUGAAGUUGUGUCAGCUACUAACACCAAGCUUUACUUCGGUAAUUUGCCUUAUAAUUGUGACAGUGCUCAACUUGCCGGCAUAAUUCAAGAUUAUGGAAGUCCUGAGAUGGUUGAGGUACUUUAUGAUAGAAAUUCGGGACGAAGUAGAGGGUUUGCUUUUGUUUCAAUGAGCAGCGUUCAAGAUUGCAAUGCUGUUAUUGAAAAUCUUGAUGGACGUGAAUUUGGUGGCAGAACUUUGAAGGUAAAUUUUUCUGACAAGCCUAAGCCCAAAGAACCAUUGUACCCGGAAACUGAUUACAAGUUAUUCGUCGGAAAUUUAAAUUGGUCCGUCACAUCUGAGAGUUUGAUCCAAGCAUUUCAAGAGUAUGGUGAUGUGGUUGGCGCUAGGGUACUGUAUGACGGGGAUACAGGAAGAUCUCGCGGUUAUGGAUUCGUAUGCUACUCAUCGAAACAAGAGAUGGACGCUGCUCUUGUAUCUCUUAAUGGCAUGGAACUGGAGGGACGAGCAUUGCGAGUUAGCUUAGCACAGGGGAGGCGCAACUAGAAGAAAAUCUCCAUCAAAAUUAUAACCAAAGUUAACAGAGAGGAUAAAGUUCUGGGCACUUUUGUUCAUAACCUGGGCAUCUAUGGCAUGGUGCUCUAUAGAGUCUAUUGCAUUUGGAAGAAUGAAUUUCUGGCACUUUAGCCAAGACUCCUUUUGGAUCCGGAUAACACUUCCACCUGCAGUACUCUAAAAUGUUCUCUAGAAUUUCAUUGUGCCAAAUCUUCUGGAAUACAGCCAUCCCGCUUCAUCUCCCACAUUUCAUAUUUUAUUUGUGUAUUAAUAUCAUGAAUAUAAUGACAUUGAAAGAAAGUAUUGUAGUAGAUCACAGAGCAAAUGAGACAUUCGCGCUCUGAUUGACAAUACAUUUGGUGACGAA
Papaver somniferum (opium poppy) is the source of this 1485-nucleotide messenger RNA. Its product is annotated as 29 kDa ribonucleoprotein A, chloroplastic-like. Gene Ontology annotation, cellular component: cytosol. The record is from RefSeq and is a predicted model, not a curated record. The transcript is spliced from 4 exons. Bases 105 to 1109 code for a protein of 334 amino acids. Gene Ontology annotation, molecular function: mRNA binding. NCBI's taxonomy places the organism in Eukaryota, Viridiplantae, Streptophyta, Magnoliopsida, Ranunculales, Papaveraceae.